Exophiala xenobiotica is the source of this 1633-nucleotide messenger RNA. RefSeq lists its product as uncharacterized. The coding region runs from base 1 to 1566 and encodes 521 amino acids. NCBI's taxonomy places the organism in Eukaryota, Fungi, Ascomycota, Eurotiomycetes, Chaetothyriales, Herpotrichiellaceae. Gene Ontology annotation, biological process: carbohydrate transport; transmembrane transport. Gene Ontology annotation, cellular component: membrane. The transcript has 6 exons. Gene Ontology annotation, molecular function: carbohydrate:proton symporter activity. The record is from RefSeq and is a predicted model, not a curated record.
AUGUUCGGUGAAAGACGAAAGAAAAUGGACAAACCUCCUCACUCAUCAUCUGUUGGUGAAGAACUCGCAAAGGUUCUGCCACAGAGUGACAAGCCGUGGUGGAGGAAAGCAUAUUUGCUCCGCCUCAACCUCGUCCUUCUGGUACCCCUAUUCUCUUCGGCGACUGUGGGCUAUGAUGGUCAUGCCAACCUGGAAAAAUAUUUCAACCACCCGGCCGGCGGGCAACUUGGACUCGUGAAUGCAAUCUUCUUCAUCGGGAAAGUCGUCGGGCUUCCGACGGUUUCCCUGCUGUCUGACAAAAUCGGGCGUCGUAUACCAAUACUGAUUGGUAUCUGCCUCUGUCUUGUUGGGACUGUGAUCCAGACAGCUUCCCUUGACUUUGGCAUGCUGGUAUUCUCUCGCGGCCUGCUUGGAUGUGCCACGGCCUUCAUGUCGCAACCGAGCCCCCUGCUCAUCGCAGAGCUGUCAUUUCCCACCCAUCGUGGGAAAAUCACGGCCAUGUAUCAGACAUUCUUUUAUUUCGGAGCCAUUCUUGCUGCAUGGACGGGCUAUGGAACUGUCAAGCUCGACAAUGACUGGGCAUGGAGAGCAGCAUGUGCGAUCCAAGCCUUUUUUCCCUUUCUGCAACUGGCCUUCUGGCCUUUCCUCCCAGAGUCACCCAGGUGGCUGUUGGCCAACGGCAAAACCGAACAUGCCCGUGCAGUCCUUGUGAAACACCAUGGGAACGGCGACGAAAACUCCCCACUUGUCGAAUUCGAAAUCAAGGAGAUCCAGCAAACCAUCAAAAUCGAAAAGGAAAUCGCUGCUACGUCUAAAUGGAGAGACCUUAUCGCCACGCCUGCCAACCGAAGACGGGUUGCUAUAGCAAUCUCGCUGGGGUUCUUCGCGCAGUGGUGCGGGAAUGGCGUUGUGUCCUACUAUCUCGCACUUGUAUUGAACUCGAUCGGCAUUACGAACCCUACAGACCAGUCCCUCAUCAAUGGACUCCUGCAGAUGUUUAACUUUGGGGUCUCUGUAUUCCUCGGUGCUCUCAUGGUCGAUCGCAUCGGCCGCAGAGUGCUCUUCCUGUGGUCAGCUGCCGGAAUGGGCUUCUCUUAUAUCGCAUGGACGGCUCUUAACGGGACAUUUCUCCAUUCCCACAAACAGGCAAUCGGUAUCGCCGUCGUCCCUAUGAUCUUCGUCUACUACUUCCACUACGACAUUGCCUUCACCCCACUGUUGUACAGUUACCCGACGGAAAUCUUUCCAUACCACAUGCGCAGCUGGGGUCUCUGUCUGACUCUAUUCUCGAGUUACCUGGCGCUCAUCUUCAACCUCUUCGUCAAUCCUAUUGCAAUGCAAGCAAUCUCUUGGAAAUACUAUAUUCUUUACUGCUGUGUAAAUUUCGUCAUCUUCGGCGUCAUCUAUUUUCUGUACCCAGAGACGAAGGCUCACUCAUUGGAAGAGAUUGCAGAGGUAUUUGAAGGAUCGAAGGGUGUAGCUCAGAUGGUGCUCACUGCAAACGAAGGAGAUGCCAAAGAUGCUGAACAUGUGGAGACGAGGAACCUGGAGAAGUCGUCUUGUUAAAAACAAUUUCUGCCAAACCACGGUAUCAUGCACGACGCGAAUCCAGGGGGAAGCUUUAUUGUAAUUG